GAAAAUGGCUCCAAGUUGGAGUGUUUCGAGCUUGGGUAAGAAGAAAGUGUUGUUCAUUAUGGGAACAACAGGAUCUGGAAAAUCGAAACUUUCCAUCAACUUGGGGACCCAAUUCCCCUGUGAAAUAAUUAAUUCAGAUAAGAUCCAAGUAUACAGAGGGCUGGACAUUGUGACGAACAAGAUGGCACCUUCCCAACAAGGUGACAUACCCCAUCACUUGCUAAGCAUAAUUGAUGAUCCUGACUAUGAUUUCACGGCUAAUGAAUUUUGCAAACAUGUUCAUGAUGCCCUUGAACUCAUAACCGAAAAAGGGAACAUACCCAUCAUUGUUGGAGGCUCAAACUCUUACAUUGAGGCAUUAGUGAAUGAUCCCAGGGGUGAGUUUCAAUCCAAAUAUGAUUGCUGCUUCAUUUGGCUUGAUGUGUCUCUCCCUGUUCUGUAUGAUUACUUAGACAUUAGAGUUGAUGAGAUGGUUGAUGCUGGUGUUGUUGAUGAGAUUCGUCGUGAGGCUUUUGAUCCCAAGAAUGCUGAUUAUUCUCGUGGGGUUAGAAGAGCCAUUGGAGUCCCUGAACUUCAUUACUAUUUUCACAUCCUUCAGAAUGAUUCAAGUGAUGUUGAUGAGGCUUAUAAGACUCGGGUGUUUCUUCAUGCAAUUGAUACCAUGAAGAUCAACACUCAUAAGUUGGCUAAAAAUCAAGUCACCAAGAUCAAAAGGAUGGUCAAUGAACUUGGUUGGAAGAUGACCAGAAUUGAUUCUACACAAGUUUUUGAGGCUGUUUUGAGAGGAGAAGAUUACAACCAUCUUUAUCAAGAGAUUGUGCUCAAACCAAGUGUGGAGGUAGUUCGGAGGUUCCUAGAACAUUGAUGAUUGAGACAAAAAUUGUUCCUUCUUAGAGGUGCUCUUUGAAUAAUAAAAUCUUUUUAUUCUACUUCAUAUAUUAUUUGUCACAUUUGAUACAGUUUCUUUAUUCUUUUGAUGAGAAACCUGUAUUUUUUAUUGUGACGAAUACUAUAUAGAAUGGAGUAAAAUAUUUUGCUUAUUCUUAGAGCACACUUGAAAAACAAUGAUCAUGAUAAAAAAAAAAAACAAUUUCUCUAUAUAAUUAAGAAAACAAAGGACUAUUUACUCUUAACGAGUUUGUAGUUCCUAUAUAUUAUUAAAGAGUGUAUUAUGUCAAUAAUUAUAAUAAUAAAAAAAUAAAGGGGUUAGUAGUACCCUAU
Messenger RNA from Arachis duranensis, 1221 nucleotides. Its product is annotated as adenylate isopentenyltransferase 5, chloroplastic. Gene Ontology annotation, biological process: tRNA modification; cytokinin biosynthetic process. Gene Ontology annotation, cellular component: mitochondrion. Lineage: Eukaryota; Viridiplantae; Streptophyta; Magnoliopsida; Fabales; Fabaceae. Bases 5 to 865 code for a protein of 286 amino acids. Gene Ontology annotation, molecular function: tRNA dimethylallyltransferase activity. The transcript has a single exon. The record is from RefSeq and is a predicted model, not a curated record.